AUGAUUAAUCACGACUUUCUCACCAAUAUUAUUUUCUUUUUACUCCUCUUCCCGUUUCCCUAUCUAUCUAUCUAUCUAUCUAUCUAUCUCAGUUUAUUUAUAUGUAUCUAUCUAUCUAUCAAUCAUCUCAGUUUAAUCAUAUCUAUUAAUCUAUCUAUCUAUCUAUCUAUCUAUCUAUCUCAGUUCAUUCAUAUCUAUCUAUCUAUCAGUUUAUUUAUAUGUAUGUAUCUAUCUAUCAAUCAUCUCAGUUUAAUCAUAUCUAUCUAUCUAUCUAUCUCAGUUCAUUCAUAUCUAUCUAUCUAUCUAUCUAUUUCAGUUUAUUCAUAUCUAUCUAUCUAUCUAUCUAUCUCAGUUCAUUCAUAUCUAUCUAUCUAUCUAUCUAUCUAUCUCAGUUCAUUCAUAUCUAUCUAUCUAUCUAUCUAUCUAUCUCAGUUCAUUCAUAUCUAUCUAUCUAUCUAUCUAUCUAUCUCAGUUCAUUCAUAUCUAUCUAUCUAUCUAUCUAUCUAUCUAUCUAUCUAUCUAUCUCAGUUCAUUCAUAUCUAUCUAUCUAUCUAUCUAUCUAUCUAUUUCCCAGAUAAAUGCAGUCAGCAAUACAAUCAUCGAUGA
Messenger RNA from Acanthosepion pharaonis, 606 nucleotides. The record is from the annotation of a GenBank genome assembly. NCBI's taxonomy places the organism in Eukaryota, Metazoa, Mollusca, Cephalopoda, Sepiida, Sepiidae.